This is a messenger RNA of Iphiclides podalirius (scarce swallowtail), 939 nucleotides long. NCBI's taxonomy places the organism in Eukaryota, Metazoa, Arthropoda, Insecta, Lepidoptera, Papilionidae. The record is from the annotation of a GenBank genome assembly.
AUGCAAGUAGAAGGUGACGGAAAUAAAAUUCUCCUACCGCACCACGAGCAGUUACCGCUUUGCACGAGCCGCCUGGCCUACCGACAAGGCAGGAAGCUUACUGCAGUAAAGGUGUACACAGUGGCAAGUGAAUCUAACCACCUCCUUGUAUUCGGUGUUCCAGCACUGAAUCUGCGGCAGGAGACGAAAGCUUUGUUCAUGAAAUUUGGGAAACUGGUAAAGUUCAACAUAUCGCCCGACCACCCCUCCGAGGCUUUUACAGAGACUUACCACUCUCAGUAUGAGAGAAUCCAAUCGGCCAGGGUUGCAAAGCGCAUGCUGGACACAAAAAACUUCUAUGGUGGCUCAUUACAUGUGUGUUAUGCCCCAGAAAUGGAGUCUGUGGAUGAGACUAGAAAGAAACUGUGGCAGCGACAGAAAGAUGUCCUCUACAGGCUCAGAAAUUUACCAUUAACUGUUGAUAAGCCAGAGGAAAAGAAGGAUGAAAACUUAUUUGAAGAACUACCAAAAGACAAGAAAGUUGUGAAGCUAGACAUGGGUCAAGCAAACACAAUAAGUCUCGGUAAAAAACCAAAACUGAGUAAGAAUAAAAGAAUUAGGGAGGCUCUUGAUAAGUUCAAAAGGUUUAAACCAUGUUUUGUAGACACAGCCAUUGAAGACGCUAAUACAAGUUCAAGAAUUGAAACUAAAGUAGGUACGAGUAUAGAUAAAGAAUUUAAUAAUGAAACACUUGUAGAAAGAGAUCCAGUACAUUAUAAAAAUAUUAAACGAAAACACAAUGAUAUGCCAGUAGAGGUUAUAGAUUGCACUUCAGUUGACAGUGAGGUUGUGACAAACAUCAAUGAACACUUGAACUAUGAUAAAUUUGGUACGGAAGACAUCAGAGAGAUGCCCAAGAAACGGGCUAACAAAAUUGUGUUCCAUAUAAAUAAAAACAGU